Styela clava is the source of this 1196-nucleotide messenger RNA. The record is from RefSeq and is a predicted model, not a curated record. Lineage: Eukaryota; Metazoa; Chordata; Ascidiacea; Stolidobranchia; Styelidae.
UUUCACUUGCUUUCUUGCUAACUGCGUUGAAUUUGAAUAACGAAAGCGACUAGAAUGGCAAGAAAAUAUCCGUCAGAACGCCUGGAGGACGUAUUCCAGGAAGAGAUCGUCCAAGCUUUUCCUAAAAUCGUCAACUUCAACAGAUUCGCUCGUUCCAGCGCUGGGCUGUGUUUGGAUAAACACGAAUUUGAUCACAUUGUCGAAGACCAUGGAAAAUCUGUUGAAGAGCAAAAAAUGCAAAUGCUGAUGAAAUGGAAGAAAAAUGCAGGUUCUGCGGCAACUGUUUCAAAGAUUCGAGCUCUUCUUCGUGGAUACCAAGCCGGCGAUUCUAAUGAAGAAGCGACAAAAGUCUUCAACGCAAACGAUGACAAUGUAAUUAUCUUGUCUUUCUUCGAUGAAUUCCGCUUCUACAAACCAGCAACAAAGGAAUGGCGUGAAUGGAAGAACAUAUCCUGGCUCUCCGAUGUCUGGUAUUCUAUUAUUGCAAUGGAUGGUUAUCUCUAUGUACUCGUGGGAAAUUGUGAGGUUCGUCGUACGAAAUACGCUGAUCCUAAACCAAAAUGGGAAAGACUGUCGGAUAUGAAAUGCAAUCACGGACUUUGGCCACCCACAGUUGCAAUAAAUGGGUGCAUCUACGUGUGUGGUGGUCGGGGAUCGAACAGUCGUUCAGUCGAAAGAUACAAUCCAACGAAUAACGAAUGGCAACAGUUGGAAAGCAUGAAAAUAGAAAUAGGUGGACCCACAGUUGUGGCUGCUACAGGACGUUUGUAUUGUUUCGCUAGAUUUGAUGAAACCCAUCAAAAGUCCGAAAGUGGCGAAGUAUUCGAUCCUGAAAGUUCAAAAUGGGAGUUCACUGCACCAAUGCCUAUAGGGAUUGGCUAUGCAAAUGCCGCACAGUCAAACGAUUUCAUAUACAUCGUAGGUGACCGAAUACUUCUUUGCUAUGAUAUAAACAACAAUUCGUGGAAGAAAAUAUCUUUGCAAAAUCAGUUACCGGAUUUUGAUUGGACCUUCAGGCGUAUUGUUGCUCUCAACGACAAAAUAUAUUUUGUUAUAUAUGCGAAAAGUACAUAUUCCUUGUACAAAUUUGAUCCAAAGACAAAUCAGACCGAACACGUUGAAACAGAUAGAAGAUUCUUGUGCGCAUCAAUCACCGUCGGACAUGUGUGACAUCACGUCAGUGAAGAUCCAGAGUU